CCCUCUCCGACUAAACACGGAGGUUCAGCUGGGAUAUUCAACUACAACUCUUCAAGUAUUCCCUCCAAAGAUAUAUAGAGUAACAAACGUGAAACAAAGUCGUCACUUUUUUCAUCAAGCAUCAGUUCCUCACUCCACGUGCUCUCAUCAACAUGUCGUCCUCGCGGUCAUCCAGCCCAGAUACCGCUUCUAGCGCAGAUCUCCAACUCCCAGUCGACAUCAGCGCAAAUCCUAACUCACAUGCCUAUGCACCAGAUAUGGAUAGUCUCGAAACUGCGAGUUUCGCAAGAUUGCGGGACUUUAGUGGUUGGAGAGACAGCAAAUUCUUGUCGUACCGAUGUUUUACUUACGAGGGACAUGAAGUUCAAAUGAAAGACUUCAUCCUUAGAGAGUUUGAAGAGAUCAAGGAGGCCAUGUCUACAUUGGAUGAUGAAAACAUACACAUUCUCAAUGCAACUCCUCGGAGUGUGUUUCUUCUUUAUGCCAGCGAACUACGCGAACUAUCCCAAAGUCUCGACUUUGCACCGUGGAUCUCAUAUGGUCUGGAGUACAACGUCCUCAGAGGACUAGGCGGACGACUCUACGGUUCCCACUACGAUAUCUGGUUCACCCUUCCACUGGUAGACGCCGGCGUAGAUAACUUCACCCAUCCAGGUCAAGAACUUCAUUCCCUACCAAUUGACUCUUCCGAAGGUGUUACCCAUUUGUACGAAGAUGCAGGCAUGUUCUAUCUCAGCUUCGACACAAAGACGAGACAAACACGUAUCCUAUACUCCAGCUCAAUCCCUGCUGGUCAAAAGUUGACAUCUGCUUGCAAGAAAGCAGAAGAACUGGGUGUACGGGAUGACCCGUUUACGUUUGUUACGUGUGCUUUGAGCUCAAUUCUUCAGGAUCAGGGCAUGAAUGCACACUCGUUCUCUGCUCUCAUUAGCAAAAUGGAAGAUUAUAGCAAUUCACUCAAGUUUGAGAUUGGGGAGAAUGAAGAGACGAAAGUGAAAGAGACGGCGAUUCAACUGAGAAAGUCGUUGCCGUACCUCGAGAAGAUCUUGGAGUCGGUGGAUUGUAUGAUUCAGAUCAUCCAGGAUGCCAUCAGCGAGCACAAGGACUGUAGAGAACUGCUGUCUAUUCCUGAUCAGCAUUUUCUUCGCGUCGAAAAGAACUUGCAGACUCUUCGCUCCCAGGCGAUCUCCUUCAAGAGCUAUCAGGAUACACGCAUCAGAAGGAUCAACGUCUGCUUAUCAACACUCUCAUCUCUUUUGAGCCUCAGAACCGACAGUGCCAUCAAGGCCAGUACCGAAGCAAUGACACGAUUGACGGAAGCGAACCGAGAGGACAGCGGUAGGAUGAACGACAUCGCAAUAGCUACGAAGCUCGACAGCGAGGCUAUGAUCACCAUUGCCAAACUCACCAUGUUCUAUCUCCCAUCAACAUUUGUAGCGACACUUUUCAGUAUGGGGAUCUUCAACUUCGACUUCGACAACGGCAAGAAUGGACGCCUUGUCAUGUCCAGCCAGUGGUGGAUGUACAUCAUCUUCGCCAUCCCUCUGACACUGGGAACGUUCUACUGGUUCAGAGCAGUUACGAGAUCGCACAAACAAGCAAGCCAGAAAGCAGAACGAGAGGCCAAGCAGCCUGAAUGAGGCUCACUUUCUGUUCCUCUAGGUGUAGCAUUUGCUUUGGUUGUUUUUACGUACGCCAAACCUUGCUUGCGCCAGUGAAUGCAAGCCAUUCAUUCAAGCCGGUGGGUAACUGAGUGGCUCCUCUUCACUUUUGCGCCUAGCCUGGUGCUAUCGUGAGCUGAAGUUCCAUCAUCGCGACCCCACCAGUGAAGAAAAAAAAAAAAAGCAGAAAAAUUUUUGAGCGCAAAAGAACGAGCAAUUGAGUGAAGAUACUGUAUGAUAGAUAGCAAAUGUGAAGAUGUUCCC
Fusarium redolens is the source of this 1925-nucleotide messenger RNA. RefSeq lists its product as uncharacterized. The coding region runs from base 153 to 1640 and encodes 495 amino acids. NCBI's taxonomy places the organism in Eukaryota, Fungi, Ascomycota, Sordariomycetes, Hypocreales, Nectriaceae. The transcript is spliced from 7 exons. The record is from RefSeq and is a predicted model, not a curated record.